Messenger RNA from Homalodisca vitripennis (glassy-winged sharpshooter), 908 nucleotides. RefSeq names its product chitinase-like protein Idgf4. The transcript has 4 exons. Bases 134 to 835 code for a protein of 233 amino acids. Lineage: Eukaryota; Metazoa; Arthropoda; Insecta; Hemiptera; Cicadellidae. Gene Ontology annotation, cellular component: extracellular region. Gene Ontology annotation, molecular function: chitin binding. Gene Ontology annotation, biological process: chitin catabolic process; carbohydrate metabolic process. The record is from RefSeq and is a predicted model, not a curated record.
AAGGUAACCAUUAUUUACAUUUGCAGGCUCAGCAUGGCACGGACUCAAGAAGGCGGUUGGCGUUGGUGUGGAUGACAAAUGGGCAGAACACCGAGAUCAGUUUGUAAGCCUCGUCCGAGAGCUGAAGGCAGCGAUGCGAACUGAUAGCAAGCUUCUUUCUCUAGGAGUAUUGCCCCAUGUCAAUGCUACAGCUUACUAUGAUGUCCGUAACCUGGCACCCCAAGUGGACUUUGUAAACCUUUGGACUUUUGACUUCCGCACUCCCAAACGCAGCAAGGUUCAGGCCGACUACUCUGCCCCACUGUACUACAUGUAUGACCGCAAUCCCCAGCAAAAUGCUGACGCCCAUGUCACGUGGUGGAUUUCUAAUGGAUGCGAUCCAUCCAAGCUGAACUUGGGUAUCCCGACGUUUGGACGCUCUUGGGAGUUGACUACUGAGAGCCCAAUCUCAGGAGUGCCCCCACUGCUAGCUGACGGAGCCGGAGAUGAAGGCACAUACUCCAAGAUUAAGGGUACCCUCGCAUACUAUGAGACUUGCACUCGCGUUGUGAGCCCCACCAACGCCCGAGCCCCCUCCACCCUCCUGCGCAGAGUUACCGAUCCCACAAAGCGUCUUGGUACAUACGCCUACCGCCUGCCCCAGAAGGACAAGGAUGAGGAGGAAGGAUUCUGGUUGUCGUACGAGGAGCCUGAGACAGCUGCGUACAAGGCAGCCUACGCUAAGGCCAAGGGGCUCGGUGGUGUCGUGUUGGUCGACCUGUCUUUGGACGACGCUCGCGGUGCCUGUGAUGGAACCAAAUUCCCCAUCCUGCGCAGUGCCAAGAUGAACUUGUAAAUUCUACAAUUUUUAUAACUUCUUAACUAUUAAUUGAUGUACAUUUUUGAAUAAAGUUUUGUUUUAUUUUUCA